ACAAACUCAGACACAGUGUUUAAGUGGAGUACUAUUGCAGUUACUAAAAAACUUUAAUCAGAUUACUGUUACAUUUGAUACUAUAAAAGUGCCAGUAGAUAAAUAUUAAUAUUCAAUUAGCUGCACAAUAAGUUGUUUGGAAAUUUAACACUAAACUAAGUCAGUGUUCUACUAAUUUUUUUGAGUUCUUGUAUUUAUAAUUUACACUUUCAUGCAAAUAUUAGUACAUGUAGUAUACAAACUGGAAGUUGAAAAUAAGGUACAUAAAUUGAUAUGGAAAUAUUAAAGCUACAAAAAACACAAAAUUCUGCAUGUGUUAUUAGUUCUGCUACUCUACCAUACCAUUGCCAACAAGACCUAAUAUUUUAAAUAUAUAGCUCCUUGCAUUUGGAACUAAACUAUCCGUAAAAAUCAUGACUUGAAAUAUGCUGGAAACAUGUAUUUUCAAAAUGCAUGUCCUGGCCCUCCACACAAGUGUGUGGUUGCUAAUGUCAACAUGCAUUAGCAAUGGAAUUGUACUAUACUUAGAUGUGGUUGAACCACAUCUAUGGGCUGAGCCAUUAAAGAACAUUUUUAAAAAAAGAGAAGAAAUAAACUAGGUAAAAGGGAAUAUGUCCUGUUCGGCUAAAACAUUCAAGUAUAUCUAUAAUUAGUAUAAAAUUGUUCAAAAUAGACUGCAGAUUAAUUAUUGAUAUCUCAUAGAAAAUAACCAUACCAUACAGAAAGUGUUUUUAUUGCUCAUAAAGACUUUAAAGCAUUUUGAUCAUGUAUCAAGAACUUGAAUUUUAUUAAUUAACCAGUGGGUUAGAGAAGAUUUGUAUUUCCCUCUCCCUAAAGGACUGCACAUGUUUGACAGGGGAAAGUAAACUCUAAUCUAUCAAGCCAAACUUUUUUUUAAUUAGUAAUACUUUCCUAAAAGGUAACUACUAAGCAAUUACAAACCUCAAAUUUAUGAGCCUUAUGCCAAUAGAAAUUGGAUCUAUAGUGAAUAAAUACAGUUAAAGGAAUAAUAUUUUUGAGGCAUGAGUUUGUCUGUCUUUCAGCAAGAAAGAGUGAAAUGAGAAAUGCCCAGCUGCCUCAGCUGGAACCAACACAAAACUUCAUCUGCUUUGAUUCAGUUCUCAAAAUAGGGCACAGUCCUCCGCUACUUUUUUAUUUUAUUUAUUUUAAAGUAGGCUGAAUUUAGACUGCAUCAUUACUUCUGUAGCUCCCAAAACACACUCUCAAUUUAGAGACCAUUGGUGGAUGAGAAAUGUGACACUUGCAGAGCUUUGGUGAUUGUUUUUUUUAGCAGUACAAAUUAGCAAAUUUACCCCAUCUUUAGGAACAAAGAUGACAACUGCUACAGAGUGACUUACCUUUGGCUAUCUGCUGCUUUCAAUCUCAUGUGUCUGACAUGAGUGGACCUCUCAUCUAAUGCAAGGGAAGAGAAUUUCUCAUAUAAGGUGUCCACAUUGCUGCUCUUGACCUCCUUGGAAAAUUAUGACAAUGUUCUGUGUUUGCUUAUUUCCACAUUGCUGUGGGAGCCCAUCGCAGAAUUUUGAAUGUCGAUUACAUAUUUAUAUGCACAUUUUAAAAAUUUUACUAAUUCCAUAUUUAUCAUUUCACCAUAGUAUUUAUAGGCUCCUGUUUUUUUUAGUGUACAUAGUCACAAGUGUUUCUCUUGACUGGAUAAAAAUUCCAAAUUGCAUUGUAUUUCUUGUUCUAGUUUGGCUCUUUAAAUUAAAAAAAUAGGAUUAUAUUUUCUUGUUCAAUAUGUUAUCUUUGCUAGUGAUAGCUGUUAAAAUGCUGCUAAAAUACAUAUAGUGCCAAUGACUGACAAGUGACAUGCUCCUAUGAGCCACAAGCAGAAAACAAGUGGGGUUUCUCUUGACUUUGUGGAAAACUUGUGAGCAUCCUGUACCUCCCCUCCCAGAGUGCUUUAUUUUUCCUGCAGCCAUCACUACAUACAGUAUGAUAGAAAACAGACACACAAUUAAUACACAAGAUAAAUCUUCUAAUAUGAAAAAAUACCUGAUUUAAAAAAAAUACAGGUGCAAUCAUGAUGUCAACAUCCCCCCCCCACCCCAUAACUUCAGGGGCUUUCUUUCUUUUACACUCUUAUUAUGGGAAAAGAAAAUUUAAUUGCAAACAAUCUCUUUUUAAAAGAAUAAAGUAACUUAUACAAAAGAAGGGAGUCAUUAGUAUACAAGGUGAUAGUAUCAAUGGUGUAGUAUACAAUCACAUUAUUGUGAUUUGCAGGAUUACUUAACUGAUUAAAUAGAGGGUUUUACCUGCCUAUGAACUGCAAAUUGUAGCCCAUACUUUGUAGCUCUGUUUAAACAAAUUAUCUGUAUUCCAAACCAGACUUGACAGGCAAGGAAAGAAGGGAACAGAAAGUUCCUAAUUUUUGUUAAAAUACAUAUGAGUACAUUUCUCCUUUUUCAGCUAUGUUAUGGGUGAAUAUAGACUGCUAGUGUAGGCAAAGUGAAAGAUUGGUUUACAAUUAAAAAACUCUAAUUGUGCUAUUGAAUUCUGUCAUCCUAAAGUCUGGCCUUACAACUGUCUUAGGAUUCUCUACUUAAUAUUUAUCAAGUUCAUCAUAAACUUUAGAUGGAUGAUUGGAUAGAGUAGACAAUAACUUAAUUAAAAAGCAGGGCCCAAUGCCUACCUAGGUUUAUGCACCUGCAUAACUUUACUUUUAUGAGUAGUGUUGUGGGUCAAUUGACAUCUGGAAAAUUACUCCUGCAUGUCUUUGCAGGAUCAUGAUCACAACCCUGAGCUCCAAAACAACUGUGCAUAAACCUGGGCAUGUUCUUAAGCACCUCUCUGAGUCAGGGCCUUAAGGGACAGCCACCUCUUCAGACUUUAUUUUUCAUUGAGAAAAUAAAAUUAGAAUGUAUUUAACAUCUUAAAAUAAAAUCAAACUUUUAAAAUUCCAGCUGUAAGUGAAAUUUUAAUCUGUCACUUAUUAGCUUUAGUGUUCACUUUUAAAUACAUGAAAGUUUUUCUGUGUUUGAAAGGUGUGAGUGGGUCAUGAAGGCAAAGGGUAACACUUUACCCCUAUUAACUGCUUGUCAUCCUUGCAUGCAGUAUAUGGGGUAUUAGUAUUCCUAUUUCACAGAUGUUGAAAAUAACGCACAGAGGUUAAAGCAAAAAUUUUCAGAUGUUUGUAUAAAGUUAAGCAUCCAAAUUUAGGUACUUACAUAAAUGGCCUGAUUAUGCAAGCAUGACCCUUCUAAAGCUCCUGUUGAAGUUCAUGGUAGCUAUGGGUGCUCAAUACCUCAGGAUUUAGGGAGCUAAAUUUUGAUCCUUGUGACUUAGCAGAGGCUAACAUCUAUCUUAACUAGCCAAAGCCCAAAUGUGGAAUGCAGGAAACUUAAGUUAUGAAAUUCUUUUGUUUAGUGUAAAUAAUUCUGUACCUUCAGUUACAUGAUUCUUCAAUGCUGAUGUAAAUAACUUUCAGUCAUAAGUUUGCAACCCUCACUUUUGUAUAUCUCAUUGGUAACUCUGGGUCUAAAAUGAGUGAUUGCACUCAAGCUGGGGGACAUCUGAGCAAUGUGGAUGUCAGUCUCUGAGCUGAGAUUAGCCCUUUGUGCACUCACUUGCUUAGGCCAUACUGGUUCUCACACGCUUGAGCUUCCUCUUGCAGCCAAUGGUUGGAUGCUCAGCAGAGAUGGUUCAGCUGCAGGCAGUUUGUGCUGGUUUUAGCACCACUUGUGUGUUGGGCUAGAGCUGUCCCCUACAACUGUGAAAUGAUGCUGGAGGUCCCCUCCCCCCCCAAGAAAAAUCAAGCAACUAGGGCUAUGGGUUUUCAGGACCCCAGAGGCCAACUCUGGGGUGUAACUAUGAAGGAGGGAACCGUAGGAAAAAAACCUGUAACAGGCUUUCAACCCCCCCCCCCCAUGACUGGUCUGAGCCCAUGGGUGCUGAAACAAUUUGCAUAAUGGGGGUGCUGAGAGCCAUUGAACAAAUUCACACUGUAUAGGAUGGAAACCACUUCAAGCGCGGGGGUGUCAGCACCCCUAGUUCCACAGGCUCUGUUUGAGUGGUUUCCAGGCUCUGUGGGCACAAGGCGGGGGUGGAAAGAAAGCGGGGGCUUCUUGGGGGGCAGCUGACACUCCCCCUAGGGAGGGCGAAGGCCGGCUCCCGCACCUGAAGCUAAUCCGCGCACACCUGCGGGAGAAAACCAGCCGGGCUGUGUCAGGCUGGCCCGGAGUCAGCCCCGCGUAACUUUAAUCGCUUCAGCGCAGCUAGAGCGGAUCCGGAUUUUACUCGCCAACUGGAGCCGCGGAGGUGUCCCCCGGCCGGGCUUUAAUCGGGGCAGCGCUAGUCCCCGUGGGCGCACGGGGCAGCACCAGCGCUGCGGCCGCGGGCCAGCGCGACCCCGUCAUGACCCUUCCAGCCAGGGCAGAAGGUGGCUCCCGCCGUGCGUCACCGCACAGAGCCCCGGCAGUGGCAGCCGCCGCCUCUGCCCUCCAUUCGCGGGCAGCGGCAGCAGCUAGCGCUGCUCUCCGCCUGACGGCUGCGGAGUGGCCCUGCCCGCUGGCCGGGCCUGCUCCGCUCGCCUCCCUCAGCCCCGCUAGGUGUCUGGGCGAACGCGCGGUGCGGCCAGCCAGAGCAGGGCGACUCUGAGUCCUUGCGGCGCUCGCUGCUCCUCCUGCCGCCGCCGCCGCCGCGGGGAGGGCGGGGGUGGGCUCCAGCGCUUCAGACUGGUGCUGUCAGAGCCGAGAGACACGCUCCGCCUGGGGAGAAGGGAGGGAGCGAUACUCCUCCCCUCACCGCCACCCUGGCCUGCCUCCCUCCUUCCUCCCUCCCUCCCUCCCUCUCCUCCAGCAGCUCCACAAACCAGGAACAAGAGCCAGCUGCAGCCUCCUGUGCGUGAGAAAAACACGGGGAAGCCAAACCGGGAGUGCGGAGCAGCGCCAGGAGGAGAAGGAAGGUGAAGGAGGACGGACGCAGGAGGGGAAGCACAGAGGGCUUGUCAACAUAAAAGGGAGGAAAAAGUUUACACCCGUGUCACUCUCGCCUCCCUCUUCCUGGGUGGCGUCGCUGGGAGUUUUACCUGGAAUGACAAGUUUUUUCAAGGUGGCUCUUUCUCUUUCCAUGCUGCUGGAUCCGACUCCCCCCUCCAGCAGCGGAUGAGGGUGUGACACAAGGGGGAACCCGCCCCCCCAUCUAACCCUCUAUGGUGGGAGCUGUCACCAAGAGCAGAGAGGAGCUGAUCCGGGUGGACUUCACUGUUUCCAGCUCCACUGUUACAGUGCUGCAGCCUCCCGUGGAGCUGGAGUCAGAGAGGAACUGCUGCCGCUGGGGUUUGUGUGUGAGAGUGUUACAGCCCCCUUCUUCCAGGAUAUAACUAAAACCACCUCGAGCGUUUUCAGUCGCAUCUUCAUCAUCGUUUCCUCCUAAUUCUUGCGAUUGCUGCUUGUUGGAUGGCUUGUUGGCAGUAGCCGGGGGUCUUGCCUCCUCCACCGCCCCACCAUGUCCUAGAAAAGUUUUGUCUCUGGGUAGCUCUGCUGGGUCUGGGAGCCUGGCUCAUUCCUCGGCCCAUGUCUACUGCGGGGUCUGGAAGUGGAGAUCAAUUUUUGGAAGAAUAUUAAAACAUGGAAGGCACGUGACUUUAAAUAAAAAUCCUAAAGCAAACAAGGAGGGUGAAAUUAAAGGCUUCGGGCUCCAGACAGCGUCUCGAAUUUUGAAACAGUUUUAUUGCCCCCCAUUUAUCAUUUACCCUCACUUGAAAAGGAGGAAAGAGAGAAAAUCUGUGCGCAGCAUUUACAAAGACUACACCAGGCGCAAGAAAAUGAAACCCAGAGGCAAGCAAAGGACAAGUCCUUGAACCUUAUUAUGGAGACAGAAGGAUACUACAGUUACCCAGAAGGCUUAGACAUGGAGAAACGGUGGGGUCAAGUUUCUCAGUCUGUGAAGUAUUCUUCUUCAGGUGCUGGAGAACGGACUGAUGAGAGUAACUAUAUGGAGAUUGUAAACGUAAGCUGUGUAUCUGGUGCUUUUCCAAACAGCAGUGCUCAAGGAAACAGCAAAGAAAAACCUGAACUACUCCCUAGCCUGCAGCAAGAUAAUAAUCAGCCUGGUAUUUUAAACUCUGACAUCAAGAGUGAGUCAGACUCAAAGGAACUUUCAACAACUGUAGCUGAAUCUAUGGGUUUAUACAUGGAUUCCAUACGAGAUGCUGAUUAUACCUAUGAUCAGCAAAAUCAACAAGGGAGCAUAAGUCCUGGGAAGACUUAUCAAAAUGUUGAGCAGCUGGUAAAGUUCUACAAGGAAAAUGGCCAUUGUGCCUCUCCCUUAAACAGUGCAAAUAGGCCCUUGAUAUCUUUGAUAUCAGACUCUGGAAGUUCUACGAAUGGUGGUCUCAUGCGCACUAUUGUCAAAAGCCCUAUAAUGUGUCCUGAGAGAACUCCUUCUGGCAGUAGUCCUCAGAACAUGACUCCUUCAGUUUGUAGCCCAGCUGGCAUUAACUGUGUAUCCUCAACUACUUCUACUAAUUUUGUACAUUUUCCAGUGCACAGCCCAGUCAGCCAGGGAACUCCUUUGUCAUGCUCACCUAACAUUGAAAACCGGAGCUCUAGAUUGCACAGUCCUGCACAUGUUAGUAAUGUGGGAUCUCCUCUUUCUAGUCCUAUAAGUAGCAUGAAAUCACCAAUUUCAAGCCCUCCUAGUCACUGCAGUGUGAAAUCUCCAGUAUCAAGUCCUAAUAAUAUCACUAUGAGAUCCUCUGUGUCCAGUCCUGCAAACAUGAACUCAAGGUGCUCUAUUGCCAGCCCUUCCAAUACAAAUAAUAGGUCCAGUCUUUCUAGUCCAGCUGUUAGCACUGUGGGAUCUUCUAUCUGUAGCCCAGUAAACAAUGCCCUAAGCUUCCCUACUUCUGGCACACCUGCUGGACCUAGCACAGGCCAAGAUACUAUUCCUAGUCCAGAAUCAAAAGAGAAAGGUACUCAAGAAAUCACAUUUCCUAAAAUGGAGGAAAUGGAGAAUGCCAUCUCAAACAAUUGUGUAGCUGGUCAGAUGAAUCUUGUUCAGUUUAUAAAGCCUGACCCAGAUGGAGAAUUCAGUAGUUCAUGUAUUGGAGAAAACAGUAAAAUCAACUCUGAUUCCCCAUUUUCUGUACCAGUAAAACAGGAAUCCGCUAAACAUUCUUGUUCUGGUGCCUCUUUUAAAGGGAAUCAAGCAGUAAAUCCAUUUCCAUUUAUGGAUGGUUCAUAUUUUUCAUUUAUGGACGACAAAGACUAUUAUUCUCUUUCUGGGAUUUUAGGACCACCUGUUUCAUCAUUUGAUGGCAAUUGUGAAGGUAGUGUGUUUCCAAAUCCAGGCCUACCUGUGGGUAUUAAACAGGAGCCUGAUGAUGGCAGCUAUUAUCAAGAGAACAGUAUGCCAUCCUCUGCCAUUGUUGGUGUGAAUUCAGGUGGACAAUCAUUUCACUACAGGAUUGGAGCUCAAGGCACAAUAUCUUUAUCACGACCUGUUGCUAGAGAGCAGACUUUUCAGCAUGUGAGCUCAUUUCCUCCAGUCAGUACACUAGUUGAGACAUGGAAAUCACAUACUGACUUAGCAUCCAGAAGACAUGAUGGGUAUCCAGUUUUAGAAUACAUUCCAGAAAAUGUGUCAAGCUCCUCACUUAGAAGUGCAUCAACUGGAUCCUCAAGACCUUCCAAAGUAUGUUUGGUGUGUGGGGAUGAGGCAUCUGGAUGUCAUUAUGGGGUGGUUACCUGUGGCAGCUGCAAAGUUUUCUUCAAAAGAGCAGUGGAAGGUAAAUGUUCAUGGCAGCACAAUUACCUAUGUGCAGGAAGAAAUGACUGUAUUAUUGAUAAGAUUCGAAGGAAGAACUGCCCAGCUUGCCGAUUACAGAAAUGUCUACAAGCUGGAAUGAAUUUAGGAGCCCGAAAGUCCAAAAAGUUGGGAAAAUUGAAAGGGAUGCAUGAAGAACAGCAACAACAGCAGCAGCAACAGCCGCCACCCCAAAGCCCAGAGGAAGGGACUACAUAUAUUGCUCCAGUAAAAGAGCCAUCUGUAAACACAGCACUCGUUCCUCACCUGUCUGCUAUUUCACCAGCACUUGCUCCUUCACCCACUACGGUCCUUGAAAGCAUUGAACCUGAAAUAGUGUAUGCAGGAUAUGAUAAUUCAAAACCAGAUACAGCAGAGCACCUGCUUUCCACUUUAAACCGCCUUGCUGGCAAGCAGAUGGUUCAGGUGGUAAAGUGGGCAAAGAUACUUCCAGGAUUUAGAAACUUGCCUCUCGAGGACCAAAUUACUCUAAUCCAGUACUCAUGGAUGUGUCUAUCAUCAUUUGCCUUGAGCUGGAGAUCAUACAAACAUACAAACAGCCAAUUCCUCUAUUUUGCUCCAGACCUGGUCUUCAAUGAGGAGAGGAUGCGUCAGUCUGCAAUGUUUGAACUGUGCCAGGGGAUGCACCAGAUCAGCCUGCAGUUUGUUCGCUUGCAGAUUAGUUUUGAAGAAUAUACCAUAAUGAAAGUUUUGCUGCUGUUAAGCACAGUUCCCAAGGAUGGCCUCAAAAGCCAAGCUGCAUUUGAAGAAAUGAGGGCAAAUUACAUCAAAGAACUAAGGAAGAUGGUAACUAAAUGUCCAAGUAACUCUGGACAAAGCUGGCAACGAUUCUACCAACUGACUAAACUUCUGGACUCCAUGCACGAUCUUGUUAGUGACUUGUUAGAAUUCUGUUUCUACACCUUCCGAGAGUCUCAGGCACUGAAAGUGGAGUUUCCGGCCAUGCUGGUGGAAAUCAUCAGUGACCAGUUACCAAAGGUGGAGUCUGGAAAUGCCAAGCCCCUGUACUUUCACAGGAAGUGAUGGAAAAUGUCUUAAUAGAAGAACUUUGCCUUAAGUUUCCUUGUGUUAUUCCACACCCAUGAAGGACCCAAGAAACCACAUUUUAAACGUGCUAUUUACACUUGUUCAGCAGCCUCUGACUAGUCUCAAAUCAUGUGAAGGGUUUGGAAAACAGUUGAUCUGGAUUUGGCAAGACCUAGAUGUUUGAAAAUUACCCCCUUACUCCAAACACUUAGAAAAUGUUCCUGUUCCUCUGGAUGAAAAGCCAUAUCUAGUCAAUAACUCUUUGAUUUUGAUAUUUUAACAGAUGGGAGUUUUAAAUAUGCCAUGUAGUUUCUGGUAUUGUUUGCUUGUUUUAAAAGGGUUCAAGGACUAAUACAAACUUUUUAAAGCUUACCCCUUGGUUUGCACAUAAAACGUAAAGUCAAUAUGGGGCAUUAAUAUUCCUUUCUUGUAAAAAUAUAUACAAAACCCCCCUAAAGUGUAAAGUAAUAACAGAACAUUUGGUGUGGAAUACUCGUUAUCCUCACCUGCGGCAUUUGUUAUCCUAUGUUAUCCAUCAUAGGUGAUACACACUGUGUUAAGUGUCCAUUUACUAUUUAAUUAAAAAGGAUAAGAUGUUAAAACAAAUGCCUCAGUUUCAGUUUAUAGUAUCUAUUGUGCUGGCUUUACAAAUAAUUUUUCGCAGUCUUUUGCUGUACUGUACAUUGCUGUAUGUAUAAAUUGUGAAGGACCUGAAAUAAGGUGUAAGGAGCUUUUGUAAAUGAGAAAAAAAUCUUUAAUGGUUACUAGGAUGAAUGGGAAAGUAUUUUUGAAAGAAUUCUAUUUUGCUGGAGACUAUUUAAGUACUAUCUUUGUCUAAACAAACAAGGUAAUUUUUUUUGUAAAGUGAAAUGUUCUGCAUGCAUAAUGAACCGUUUACAGUGUAUUUAAGAAAGGGAAAGCUGUGCCUUUUUUUAGCAUCAUAUCUAAUUUACCAUUUUACACGAUCUGUUGUAAAUAACCACACAACCUUUUUCAGUUGUAUUUAAGCCUACUUUUCGGUACAUUUUUCUCCGUUUUUGUCUACUGCUUGCAAGUAUAUGUGACUUCAGCUCAUUUUAGGAAUACUGCUUCAUAUUUCUGUAGGAAACUACACUAUGUUGUGUUUGCAGCUUUAUGGUGGUUUCAUUUAACAAGACAUUACAGUCUCUCAAAAGCUUUUGCCAGCUUUAUGAUGUCGUGAGUUUCUGCCCUCCACUCCAGAUUCCUCAAGGAGAUAAAAGCAAAUCAUAGGAUGUUAAAUGAUUUUUUUUUCUUUUUCAAAAUUAAAGUUUUCCAAAUUCUUUGUUAUUCCUUUUCAUAUUGAAUGCACGUAACCUUAAAGGUCCAGUUGUCUCCUCUGAUUUAGGAGAGUGAAUUCCAAUAAUGGUUAAGGGAACAUACAGAUCAUUACAGUAAGUAUACUGUAUACAUUUUGAUUGGGAACGAUGAAUGUACGGUGCUGAUACUGGCAGAUUAUCUUGGUGGGGUUUUUAGUUAUAAAUUCAAAACAUUAAUGUAAAAAUGUAAGCAGACCUACAUCUAAACAGAUACUUUCACUGUGAACAUUUCUAUCUUAGUUAUCAAUUUUUGUCUCAAAACCAUGUCCUCUGGUGUAAGGAAGGCUAUGAAGAUGCACCUUUCAUGGGGUGACUUUCACAAUUUGUAAAUAAAUACAAAAUUCUGGAGUAGAAUAGAGACCAGAUGAACUUUUCUGAACAUCACUGUUACUAUUAUAUAUACACUAAUUUGAAUAGAAUAAUUUUUCAGAGAGUCAUGAUUCCUAAACUGUCUGUCUGGGCAACAGUGACAUUUUUGAGCUACAGCUGUCCCUUGACCAGUCAGAAUGUAGCAUUCUUAUAAAUGGUGAUCUAAUAAACUCACCCACUCUUUCUGAUUCAAAACUCGGAGGUGUGCUUCUGGCACAUGCAACAUAGAGUCAACACUGCUUGUCUUUUUAAAUGACACCUGCCUUAUGCAAUGGGUAAUCUGUAGAGGCUGUAUUCAGAGAGGGGGAUCUUAUAUAUAACUGUAUACAUACAUAUAUUAUUUGCAAUUUUGGAAGUCUAAUUCAUAGGUAGAUCCUUAAAUACAAUCAACUGACCUGCACAGCAAUAUGAAAGCCACAUGUCCAACGUGAUAAAUACACAGCAUGCAGAAUGGUUGUUUACAGUAACGACAUGGUCAGAUAUCCUUUACUUUUUUUUCUCUCUAAAUACUGAUAAUGGAAUUUCAAAAUAGCCAGGUUUGGGGUGAAUACAGUCUGCAGCAGCUUUUUAUAUUAACAAAGUUACUAGCUCCUUUUCUAUCUCUAAGUAACUUUGCUUGGUUAAAAUAGCAAAGCCAUAUUCUAAACUUCACCGUUAAAUGCCUGUCCCAGUACAAAUUGUUGUCUGUUUGCUCUUUUUUUGUACCUUAUUGCUUUUAAUCUUGGUUUGGUACAAUUCAUAAUUCACAGAAACUUCAUAUAAUUACAAACACACUAAAUUAGUUUUAAAAAGCAAUUUAUAUCUUUAUGCAAAAACGUAUGUCUGUCUUUGCAAACAACUGUAAGAAGAUUACAAUAAAUCCUUUACUUUAAUCACCUGUUGUUUAUGAAACCAUUCAUUGAUUUUUUUUUGCUAGAAAUCAUUCAAUAGAUAUAAUUGGAUACAGAUGUUUUAAGAGACAGUACUCUCUUCUCCAGAAUACUUAUGCAGAAUAGCCAUCUCACAUUAACUAACCAAAUCUACAACAAAAAAUAUAAAAUACUGUUUUAGCUACAACAAAGAAAUGAAAGUAUUUUGAACUUGUUUAGAAUGAAAUAGGCAUUUGUCUCCUGCAAAAUAUAAGACAAACUCAGUGAAAUUUCAAAAUGUCUGUUUUAAAAGUGGGCUUAUGCUGAUUGCAUUAAAUAAUGUUGUUGCAAGGAAAGAAUGGGGAUAGACAGCAAGAACAUUGCAUACACAUUAUAAAAUGUAAAAUAGUUUUAAUGUACUGCAGCAGGUAUUUCAGGAAUUGUAGAUCACAUUGUGCAAAUGUUCAGUUGCACAAAAUAAAAUAGAAAGGCUAAAGUUUUCAAUAUCAAAUUCUUAUUAAAAAGAUACUUUACAAUCAAGCUAAUUCAUAGGGUGGUGUUUUCACUGACUUGUAUAAACAUGUAUGAAUUUAAAACCAUCUACAAUUAAUGCACUUUUAAUUGUUAAAGAUUUGACUUUCUUUUUGUAGAGCAAUGUUUUCAGCUGGAGGUCAAUGACUUGAUAAAAUAGACAGCAGUUCUGAGGUCAGUGGAAUGUUUAAGAAUUCUUGGAGUUUAAAUAGAUUUUUGGAUGAAAAAUAAAAGCAGUCAGCACUCUGGUGUAAACAGUAAAAUCUAUGCAUAAUGAUGCAUUUAUAAUUAGGGGUUUGCUUCUGUAUGGUUAAAGCUUUUUAAAUAAAUAGAAAAUAUUGUUUGGUCUUUGUUAAUGUCUGCAAGUACACUUUUUUAAUAUAAAUUGUACAAAUAUACAUGGAUUAAAAUGGUUUGCAAGUAUUCCUUGCGCUUUAAUCUUCA
Molecule: messenger RNA, 12340 nt
Organism: Chelonia mydas (Green sea turtle)
Lineage: Eukaryota; Metazoa; Chordata; Testudines; Cheloniidae
Gene: NR3C2
Product: nuclear receptor subfamily 3 group C member 2
Exons: 11
Coding region: 5827-8808 (993 amino acids)
Biological process (GO): regulation of DNA-templated transcription
Molecular function (GO): zinc ion binding; DNA-binding transcription factor activity; sequence-specific DNA binding
Source: RefSeq, a predicted model, not a curated record